Penicillium riverlandense is the source of this 996-nucleotide messenger RNA. RefSeq lists its product as uncharacterized. The coding region runs from base 1 to 996 and encodes 331 amino acids. The transcript is spliced from 4 exons. Gene Ontology annotation, biological process: vacuolar transport. The record is from RefSeq and is a predicted model, not a curated record. Lineage: Eukaryota; Fungi; Ascomycota; Eurotiomycetes; Eurotiales; Aspergillaceae.
AUGAAGCUACCCGCCGUUGCCUUUCUUCUCUCCUCUCUCGCCACAUCUACACUCGCCGCCUCCGACUCCUCCCGUCUAAACGAGAACACCCCGUGUGUGGCUCGCUCGCCCUCCAGCGGCUUAUACUUCGACCUGAGAGCAAUUAGUCUAUUUCCACCGGAGCUGAAGAAUGGUGAAAGGAUUGACCAGGAUGCGCGCAACGAGAGCUGGUAUUGCAAGGGCCACGACUAUGCGGCCAAUUUCUCGAUCAACGUCUGCGAGCCGGUCAUUGAGGAGCUGACGGAAGUGGUCGGGGUGGAUCCGUCACGGUGGAAGAAUAUCAGCGCAUAUUAUGAGCAAGAUGGCGAAAUAUAUUCAUUGGGAGAAUCAGCCUCGGACCCCUUUUUCCGUGGCCGCAAGCUUGUCUUGAACUAUACGAAUGGCUCUCCAUGUCCCAGUGACUACGACGCGACUGCCUCCAAUUCUUCAUUGCGAAGAAAAUCGGCCAUCAUGUCUUUCCUCUGCGACCGCGAUGCGGUGCCCAACCAGGCUACUCCGUCCUUCGUCGGCACAAUGGACUCAUGCUCCUACUUUUUCGAGAUUCGGAGCUCUGCGGCGUGUGGUGGAAUUGCCUUGAAUCCUAGCACAGGGGGGCUGGGCCCCGCUGGCGUCUUUGGCGUGAUCAUAUUGAUCGCGGUGGCGGCAUACUUGAUUGGAGGCUGCGCAUACCAGCGAACCGUUAUGCACCAGCGCGGCUGGCGCCAAUGUCCGAAUUUUAGCCUAUGGGCGGGCAUUCUCGAUUUCGUAAAGGACAUCGUCGUCAUCAUCUUCUCCUCUCUUGCCAACCUGCUCCACAUCAGUCGCUCUCCAUCAAGAAGUGGCUAUGUCCGCGCCGACACGGGCACCCGGGGCGGCUUCAUCGGGGCCAUCGGGGGCCGUGGAGGACCUGGCCAUCGCUCUGAAGUAGAUGCUGAGAAUCGGCUAAUAGACCAGCUGGACGAAGAAUGGGAUGAUUAG